UCAUUCUAUUCAUUUUUUAUAGAUUUUUUUGGUAUUUUUUUAUAUAUUUAAAAUUAUAAAAAUGUCUAUGAGUGUUUUUUUUAUAUUUUGUAGAAUUGAUGGAAUGAUAAAAAAGAAUAUAGAAUAAACCAUUCCAAAAGCUUUUACCCCACAUAUUUACAAUCCAGUUGCAGCCAAUAUAUAAUAUUGGUUUAGUUCAGUUUCAUGGCUUUGAUUACCAAUUUCCAAGUUCUGGCAACAAGUUUGAUAGCAAACAAGUUAGUGAAGAUACAGGAUUAGGUUGGAACUAAUGGGCUACAAACGUAAAUUUGUUUAUUAGUGGGCUUAAAGUUGAUGACUUUUUGAUUUGGUCUCUCGUAUUAAUACUUUUCUGACCCAUCUCUCGUAUACUUUUUAGCUUAACGGUCCCUCACGUAUUUAAUACUCUAUAUUAGUCUAAAAUGUAGUUCAGUUCAGUGAACCGAAACAAAAUCGAAUAUUUGGUUAGCUACAAUCUUGUUUUCGUCAAGAUUAUGAUGCACCUCGCAAAUGAUAAUGCGAGUAAUUAAAAUAUAGUUAUUCUGUUGACUAAGGCCGUAUAAAGUCACAUAGCAGUAGUGUAAUACAUAAUACAAACAGUAGAAUAUAGUUUGAUGCAAAAUGAAUGUUCACAUACCAUUAUGAGGUAUACGGGAUUAAGUAUUUGAUAAAGGAAAUAAGAAUAAUAAAAUUUAGAUACAUAUGAUCGUUUUUCUCUUUUAAAAUCAUUUGGGUUGGUAGUUCACGAUUAAAUAGUAGAUUAUGACAUAUAGCCUAAUAACCUUCACAAUUGUUUUACAACAUAUGCUUAGAUAGAUUUCUAUUUAUUUGAUAUAUGCAUAUACCUUAGAGUACUUCGAGAAUAUUCCUUCGUGCAUGAACCCGAAACCCCUCCAAUUUUAGUAUUUUUAAUGCAAUUGUGGAUUUAUUUCAGUACGACUGAACAUACCAGUUCUGUAUAAACUAUGAAAUGAAAAUAUUACUUAGAUUAAUAGCUAUUGCAAACUAGUUUAUGGUGAUACAUUGAUAUUGUGCUUGAAGCUUUACCUUGAUGACUAAAGUAUUUGCACUACAUUUUCAGUCACUAGUGUAUACAUCUUAAAUAGUAACAAUAUCUGUUUUUUUUUUAAGUUUCGAGGUAUAGUAUAAUUUUGACCCAAACUAUUUUUUAUUAAAAACAUUUGUUCCAACCAGUGUAGCUUAAUUAAUAACAUCUAAUAUUGCAAACAUGUAAUAUUAGAUGAUGACAUAAAACAAUAAUCUUAAACUGUUUUCUUUUAAUCAUGAAUUGUGGAUUUAUUUCAGUACGACUGAACAUACCAGUUCUACUUUUCUUAAUUGAGAGCGUUAAACUUAUAGUAACUAGUAAAUUUAUCUUAGCAAACGAAUAGAAAUAUUGACAUUCUAUAUUAAGCAAGUUGCCUAAUCGUGAAUUGCAAACUUAACAAAUGAUGACGUAAUAAGUGGAGUCAUCAAAUGUUCACAACAACUAUUCAAAAUGUUUACAGAAAAUAGUUGAAAAAUAAAAGAUGCCUUGAUGACAGAAUAAGCACAACGUCCUGGAGGAGGGGACCGAUAGAUCAAAACAAAUCUUAAACAGUUUUCUUUUAAUCAAACUUUUAACAAAACAAUAAUCAGUUAAUUCAUAGUAACCAAUUAAAGUAAACAAACCAUUUAUAUAUCAUCAACUCAACAAUAAGAAUUUUUUAUUACAAUAAAGCAAACAAAUUAAUAACUUGCAAUGGCUAUAUACUACUACAACAUAUUGAUGCAAGAAUUUAUUUAUAAAGUAAAAAAAAAUUACUUAUACGCAUUCAGUUUAAGUAUUGCUUUACCGCAGCCUUUGAUAACUAAUUGAUUAUAAGCUAAAUUUGUCGACUAGUUCAUAAUACUUUAAAACAACCUCACACACUUCUCACUAAAUCUUUGUUUAAGCGUCUCCGUAAUCAUUGUUUACUGCUUCACUUAUUAGUGUUUUGCAUUAAUUUUGGAUUUAUUUGUCUUUUACGUUGUAAGUGACCUGUCAAAAGAGAGAAUCUUUCCCUACCCAACUCACCUCUUAUUAUUUAUAGGUAUUGCCCAUGACCUGAUUCAAAGCUCUCUUCUUUAUAUUUUCUGGCUAACACAUCAAGCUCUCUCGCUUUGCUUUAUAUUAGCAUUAUAGCUAUAUGCAUUACAUUUGAUAAAUGUCAUUAUAGAGCUUGCUUUUUAGUAAAAGAAAAAGCCAAUGGGGAGGAGACCUUGCUGUGAGAAAAUUGGAUUGAAGAGAGGUCCAUGGACUAUAGAAGAAGAUCAUAGACUCAUGAACUUCAUUCUUAACAAUGGCAUCCACUGCUGGAGAAUUGUCCCCAAACUCGCAGGUUUGUUGAGAUGUGGUAAGAGCUGUAGACUGAGAUGGAUUAAUUAUCUGAGACCGGAUCUCAAGAGAGGUGGGUUUACUGAUGCUGAAGAAGAACGUAUUAUGGAACUUCACUCUCAACUUGGCAACCGGUGGUCUAAAAUUGCCUCUCAUUUCCCUGGUAGAACGGAUAACGAGAUAAAAAACCAUUGGAACACGAAGAUCAAGAAGAAGAUGAAACAUCUUGGUUUAGAUCCGACUACGCACGAACCAAUGAAUAAUAUUACCGACCAACCCGAAUCUAACAAGAUAACAAAACCAAACAUGUGUUCUACCAUCAAGGAAGGAGAAGAAACCAAAGAACAGACUCUCAAAGAUGAAGUAGACAUCGGAUCUCUAUUCGAAGUGCAAGGCAACGAGAUAUCUAUCUCGUCUUCUUCUUUAUAUAGUAAUAUUUCAAGAAGCGAAUCUUCAUCAAAUUUUGCAGAAGAUUCGAUCUCUUUAGAGCAAUGGGAAUUGACCUAUAUGACAGAUCCUUUGGUACCAUGGGACUUCUUCACCAAUCUUGAUGAUAAUAUUUUCCUUUAAUGACAAAAUGUGAUAUAACAUUGUAAUAUAUCUGAAUAUAUCUAUAAAUAUAUAAAUAAUCUUAAGUAAUUUGUAGCUCAGUUUCAUGUAUGUACGUAAGAUGUGGAUUAUGCAUGGCGACCGCGCGAUGAUGUAUAUUUUCUCAUACAAGAUGUAUGCAUAUAUAUAUUUCUCAAAGUUCAAACUAUAUAUGGAGACGUAUAGAAACCAGUACUGAUAGAUACUGUAAAAUUCUUGGAAGAAAACGGGUUAACAUAUACCGCAAAUCAAUUCUACAUGUGCAACACAAUAAGUUUUGGAUUAAUUAAUAGUAUAUAUGACAUUAUGCUGUCAAAGUGUUAUUUAUAGUUAGGUGAAUUAGGUCAAUGCGGCCUUUCAUGAAAUGAAAUAGACAUAUAUUAUAUCUAUAAAGAAAACAUAUGAAAAUUGACCCGUUUCAAAUUAACAAUGAGUUCCCAAAUAAAAUGAACCUACCUCUACUUUCACAAAAAUAAAAUAAAAACUAUACCAACUUCAUUCGAAAGCAUGCAUUUGAUUUUAUUUUUCUUUUUGAAUAAAAAACAAAAACAACUAAAGUAAUCACUUCUUCCAAAAUUUCGAGAACUAUUAUAAUUUUUCUUAAGAAGAUUUGAUUUGAUCGUUCCGACAUAAAUUAAGUUGAAACAUAAUAUUAAAAUCACGGUGACUGUAGUUGUUGGGAUAAAAGAGAGUGACGACAAUGUUGCUUCCGUCAAGUGUUUGGAGUUUUGCAAUCAUUGUAUUAAUUCUUAUAAUUAUAUUACCAGUUGUCUUACAAAACCUCGAGUGCGAUAAAUUUAUCUUAAUUCCAUCUAUAAACUAAUAAAUAUUUUUUUAUAUCAAUAUACUGUUAUAUACUUAUAUUCAAAUUACAUUGUUAUAAAGAAUUAGUUACUGUAUAAGAAAGAACUCACUAUGUAAUGUAAUCAAGGGCAGAAAGCAGUUGAACACUGUCAAAUUUGAAAAACGGCCACGCCAAAGGUCUUUCCAAAAAAAACUUGAAAACACAGCAUCUUCAAUUCCAAACACCACAUUAUAUUGACCACACCAAAGUGGAAAGCGAAGUUGAAAGCGAAGUUGGAAGCUAAGUAGACUAAUAGAGGAGCCUUUCUUAUUAUUGCCAAGAGUGCAACUCUUGAUCAGUUUGGUCAAUCUUAUGUUGUUGUGGGAUCCCCUCUUUGGUUAUUUGAUUAUUUUUUGCUAAUGAGAAAGGCUAGUCCUCUAUCUAUGUCUCCUUUUAAAUUUUUUGAUUGGUUUCC
Messenger RNA from Brassica napus (rape), 4221 nucleotides. Its product is annotated as transcription factor MYB20-like. NCBI's taxonomy places the organism in Eukaryota, Viridiplantae, Streptophyta, Magnoliopsida, Brassicales, Brassicaceae. The coding region runs from base 2246 to 2944 and encodes 232 amino acids. The record is from RefSeq and is a predicted model, not a curated record. The transcript has 3 exons.